Phyllopteryx taeniolatus (common seadragon) is the source of this 2907-nucleotide messenger RNA. RefSeq names its product spermatogenesis associated 2 (gene spata2). Gene Ontology annotation, biological process: protein K63-linked deubiquitination; protein linear deubiquitination; regulation of necroptotic process. Gene Ontology annotation, cellular component: cytoplasm. The record is from RefSeq and is a predicted model, not a curated record. NCBI's taxonomy places the organism in Eukaryota, Metazoa, Chordata, Actinopteri, Syngnathiformes, Syngnathidae. The coding region runs from base 751 to 2457 and encodes 568 amino acids. The transcript has 3 exons.
UGAGCCGGAAUUGAGCAUGAUCAUACAUGUGCUGCCAUAUACUGAUGCUAAAGUGAUGCGCGAGUUGAAACAAAAAUGUAUUUAGAUGUAACGAUUACCCUGGUAGCUAAAGCUAAGCAGCUCGGGUGAAAUGGGCGUUCACUGAUUUUGCUCAUUUGGGGGCCCUUGCCACACACUAUGUGGUCAUUUCGGGUUUGAGAUAAAUGAAUAAAUGCACGCCGUUUAAAUUUCAUUUGUCAGGGUGUCAGAAUAGAUGGAGCAACGAUGCGGAAUGAUGGCGUGUGCAUUGGAGCUGGCUCAGGACAAUCACACCAUUGGGACUCUUGACUUGAUGAGUCCCAGUGACAUUGGAUCACUGCGCAUGCUGCUGCCAACGGGUGGGCAAUAAUGUUAUAUUAACAGUGAAGCAAAAUCCCAUCCUGACCUCAUCUGAAACAACAUUGGCUGGUAUGUCAAGUCAGGUUUUGAGCCACAAUCAAAGCGCGAUGCCCGUACGGAGACGACCGUGGAGCGUGCGGCUGACCAACAACAAUUGAAAGCGCCAUCUCGUGUGUAGAGGAUGUGCUGCUGAGUCUUGUUUCUCCUUCAUCCAACUCCCCACAUUAUCAACACUGACUGUGUGCUGCUGCACUAAGGGAAUUUCGGUGCCCCGAAAUGAUGCUUCAAUGUGACGUCCUUGUCCAGAUUAUGCAACGGGGGUGAUGCUCUCUCCAAAAAGCAAAACAGCUGACUGUUAGUCUGCUGCAUAUUAUGGAUGCAAAGUUAAAAGAAGACCUGUUCCGGAGAUAUGUGGGGGCACUGGAGCGUCGCCUUCAAGAUGGAGGGGAAAAAUAUGGGAUGGCAAACUCGCACGAGGGGGACAAUGGGAGGCACAGGGACAGCGAGGCCCUACUUUCUACAGCCACAGCGCUACUUGGGGCAUACCAGCCAGAUCCAGGACAGCGUUUCCGCAUGGUGCGCUUUUAUGAAGUGGUUGAAGGUUCGCUCCGCUGCCAAAGAGGAGGCAACCUCAGGAGCCUGGAGAGAGCGUUCCACACCCUGGAAACCAUAUGCACCAAUCUCUUACUCUUCCCCUGGAAGAAAGAGUUUAGAUGUAUAAAGGCUUUCACUGGCCCGUAUGUGUACCAUCUUAAGUCUGCCAUUUCUGAGGCCGAGCUUCGAUCGCUAAUGCGCACAAUCGGCUACACGUGCGACCACGACUCUCAGUUUUAUUUCCAGGAGCAUCCAGGGGGCUCGGGUCAUCUCCGCCAGUUGGCUUUCGAGCUCUUCCUGGCCCAGGCCGAGUGUCGUCUUCUGGGAGAGGUAGUGGCUCUGGCCCGCGGUUCGGCUUCCGAGUCGGAGGCUCUGGAACUCCGCAGGGGCUGCAGAGAUGACGCGGCCGGUUGCGCCGAGGCGCUCCGCAGACGCGACAGCCUCGGGGCGGAUAUGGCUCGUCUGUCUGUGCAGCCGCUGGAUAUCGAGAGGCCCCACGCUCACCACCUGAGGCGAGGUAGCCGACCGUCCAAGUCUGUGGAUGUGACAGAUGGGGCGGGUCACUGGCACACGGCGGCUAGCAAACCCAUCCUGAAAGCCUCAUUGAGUUUGAGGAAGGAGCCUCUAUUUGUGGAUGCCGAGGAGGAUAUGAAGGAUGAGAUCAUCAGGCCCAGCACCUCCGCAUCUCUUUUCUCUGUGGCAGCACCCCCCUCGUAUAGCCCCGUUGCCGAUUUCUUCCCCACACAGUCGCCUCCUCCAGCUGACGCUUACACAUCCUACCACCUUUCGUCUUUGGACGAGAUCGACUUGUACACGGAGAGGGGCGGGGGCGGCACUGGUGGAAGGCAAACGCCCUCGCGGCCACCGUCCAGAGAGCCCCGAGAUGCCCGAGACGGGUGGCUGCUGAAAUCCCACGGUAGCGUGAAGUGUCAGGGCUGCGGGCUGGGCUGCUCCACAAUGGGGUCCUGCCAGAGGUGCGACGUGGUCCUGUGCUCCUCCUGUCACGAUGUCGAGCCCUCCCCGUGCUGUACCCUGCAGGACUACCACCCGAAAUCCACACGGCCGAUCGACGGGUACGUUCCCGUCAAGGAGAAGCUUUCCGUCUACUCGAACACGCACUCCCACUCGCAUCUGCACCCGCACCCCCUCACCCUGACCCAUUCGCACACCCACUCCCACCCUCACCCGCACAUGGCGGACAAACCGUUGUUGUCCACCAAGCUGUUCCCAAGCAAGUCGGUUGCCUUGACUACGCCGAAGGGAAGCAGCAGCGAGCGCAUAAGCACGGGCGGAUCGCGAUGCGGCUUCUGCAACAAGCCGGGCGCGUCUCACACCUGCGUGAACUGCUCCAAGGUGUCGUGCGACUCGUGCAUGGGCUUGUACGGCAAGGAUAUGUGCACGCGGAAGAAUCCCCAGCACAUGUUUGUGCCCAAUCAUCAGCUCAACUUCAAAUCUGGCACCAUAUCGCACAUGGUGUACCGAUGAUCCAGGUAGACUGAGGGUUUGGUACUCGGCUUUCAGUCCCCUCCUUUAAACGACAGCGUCGCCGUGCACUGUUGCUUAAGCCCUGCUGCCCUUUUUCACAAGUCACUCACAAACUGACAAGUCCUUUUGAACUCCAUAUAGUAAAUAGUACAUUUUCUCACACUGUUGGUAGGGCCACAUUGUCUGCUUUAAGUUAUGGCCUUUUAUCUAAUGUACGACUGCUACAUUUUGCCUUGCUACCUGCUCUUGACUAGUCAUGUGAUAUUGUAGUGCUUUCCCAGUUCUUCCACCUUUUGUCCUCUAAAAGGGAGCCGGGAGUUAUAAAGUUGAAUUACUUCUCAUUGAAACUCAUGUCCAGAAUGAUAUCUACUUGUAAGCUUAAAAAAAAAAAAAAAAUCUAAUAUUAUAGAUAUAUACAUAAAAUAUAUCAUGUGCGUGUGUGUGCCUGCA